CCAAAAUCAACCCUUCUUUUUUAUUUCCAUUUACGUAUAAAGUCUAAACACUUUCCUUUUAUAGUCAUUCGCCACCAUUUCAAAUCAAAAUCAACCUCAAUUUCCAGAUUGAUAUAAUCCUAAACACUCUUAUUUCCAUUUAUUGUCUCCCCUUUUUCUAUUACAAGUAAGCACCACAACAACUUGAUUUUUCUUAUUUCUUUUUCAUAAAUUCCAAUCAUUUUUUUCUUUCCUUUUUCAGGUAAACAUUUUUUAAUUUUUAAGUUAGACUUGAUUUGCAAUUAGUCAACAAAAUGGGAAGAGGAAAGAUUGUGAUUAGAAGGAUUGAUAAUACAACAAGCAGACAAGUAACUUUCUCGAAACGAAGAAAUGGACUUUUGAAGAAGGCAAAGGAAUUGGCAAUUCUUUGUGAUGCUCAAGUUGGAGUUAUAAUCUUCUCCAGUACUGGGAAACUCUAUGAUUUUGCUAAUAACAGCAUGACGUCCGUAAUUGACCGCUAUAAUAAGGCCAAAGCGGAAGAGAAUCAAAUGGUGAAUCCAAGAUGUGAAAUAAAGUUCUGGCAAAAGGAGGUGGAAAUGUUAAGGCAGCAACUGCAGAUCUUGCAAGAAAGCCAUCGGCAAAUCAUGGGGGAAGAGCUCUCUGGUCUGACAGUCAAAGAUCUGCAGAAUCUAGAGAGUCAACUCGAAAUGAGUUUACGAGGAGUCCGCAACAAAAAGGAUCAACUCUUAACUAAUGAAAUACAAGAACUAAAUCAAAAGAGGGAGCUCAUUCACCAAGAAAAUACAGACCUGUACAAGAAGGUAAAUCUUAUCCGUCAAGAAAACAAAGAACUAUACAAAAAGGUAUAUGAAAAUGGGGAUACAAGUGGUGCUAGUGGUGCCAUGUUCAUUGAUGGUGAAGAAAUGAAUGAGGACUCAACCGGACCUGUGCAACUACAGCUUAGUCAACCACAACAGAAAAACCAUGAAUCGGCAGGAGUUGUCAAAUUAGGGUAUAUAACCUACUAGAAAGCAUAUUUGAAUCUACCCCAUGAUUCUUAAUCCUCUCACAGAAAAAUAAUCCAAAACUUUUUCAUUAUUUUGAUGCAGCAGACUACAAUU
Amaranthus tricolor (Joseph's coat) is the source of this 1100-nucleotide messenger RNA. RefSeq names its product MADS-box transcription factor 23-like. Gene Ontology annotation, cellular component: nucleus. Bases 294 to 1007 code for a protein of 237 amino acids. The record is from RefSeq and is a predicted model, not a curated record. Gene Ontology annotation, biological process: positive regulation of transcription by RNA polymerase II. Gene Ontology annotation, molecular function: RNA polymerase II cis-regulatory region sequence-specific DNA binding; DNA-binding transcription factor activity, RNA polymerase II-specific; protein dimerization activity. The transcript is spliced from 7 exons. Lineage: Eukaryota; Viridiplantae; Streptophyta; Magnoliopsida; Caryophyllales; Amaranthaceae.